Messenger RNA from Anopheles stephensi (Asian malaria mosquito), 2497 nucleotides. RefSeq lists its product as uncharacterized. The transcript is spliced from 2 exons. NCBI's taxonomy places the organism in Eukaryota, Metazoa, Arthropoda, Insecta, Diptera, Culicidae. Bases 100 to 936 code for a protein of 278 amino acids. The record is from RefSeq and is a predicted model, not a curated record.
ACACAACACCAGGGCCAAGUAGCCUUUGGUGGUGGUUGUUCUAAAUCUAUACCGUUUCCCGUAAUCUCUCAUUCCAUUUCGUAAGUUCGUCUGUUGAAAAUGGCUGCAACUGUGGGUGCCAAAAUUUUCCGUGACUUUUUUCGGGACAGCCCCUGUCGGAUGGCAUAUCUUAUGAAACCUGCGGAAGCGUCCGCACUGAGGCCUUUGUCUAGCAAAAUUGUUGUGCGGCCAAAAACAGCUCCAAAUCCUCGGUUGAAUCGAACAACCGAUGCAUCCCCAUUGUUACCAUUGGGGUCGGCGAGACCCGUUAGCCGAUUUGAUCGGUACGUAGAGCCACCGGCUGCAACGAAAACCUCUAGCGUGUUAGCAAAGCAACCAUGUCCACCGUGUGGGAAAGCUAAAAAGAAGCCAACGACAGACUCGAAGCCUGUACGUACCAGGGAUACUUCCACCAAGCAUCGGAGCAGCUCCACCGGUUCCGGUAGUGCCGAGGAAGCGAAAAUACUGAACACAGUUCAGAAACGUGAUCCACAGCAGCCAAGAAAACCGGGCUGCAAAGUGUGUUUGCCGAAUGAUCCGACCGGAUUUUUGCUCAGCGAAAUCGAUCACAUCCGCGAUCGUAUCCUGGAUCGUCCAGAUAGUAUCAGCUGCCGACAGGCGAUUGCACUCGCUCAAGACAUACGCAACAGAGUUGACGCUAUCGUUCUUCCGGCGGGAAGCGGUGGUGAGCGUGAGCCGCGAGUAAAGUUUAUCGGUGGACGAGUGAAAAGCUUUGGCCGAAUACCAGAUCUGAAACGAAAGCCGGUAACGGACACGGUCGAUUGUAGCAUCAAGAGGGCAAAGAUUGUGCUGGACAAGAAGGUCGCGUCGUCAGCGCUGGGUGGUUGGAUGCGCCUCGAGGAGGAGCGAAAGGAUAUCAAGCAUCAACGAUAUUGAAUGAUGCUCCUCCAGCUAAUGGCACGCGUGUCAGGGAGCAGUCGAACAAGAGGAAAUCACGCGAUCAUUAGAUAAGAAACAAAUUUCAUCCCAGUGCAAUGCAAAAUCCAAAAUGUAUUAAAUCUCAUUUUAACCCGUCAAGUGUUGGUGGUCUAUGCUCAUUUUAUCAACACCGUAGACAUCAACAAAAAACAAUGCAGCGCACGGGACCCACCCGGGUAUAGGUAGUAGACUAAUAAACAAAUCUAUAUGCCGAGCGUUCACCUCACAGCCACAGUCGGUUGCAUCAUUGAUAACGAUUUGGCGAGAGUAUUUAAAGGGAUCGCGAUGGUUGCAAAAUGGUACAGUUGGCGUUUGCGCCGAUCGCAAUCAAAAUGGCAUUCGUCCCAUCGUUGGCCAUUAUCGGGCUGGUGCUUUGCCUUCACGGCGCCCAGGCAGUGGGAAGCGCCGAGAACAACCUUGGCCUGAAGCUGUUUGUGCAAAGCAGCGGGGAGCACCAGCAACCCCAGAACUACUACCAAAACUUUGCACCGUAUCGGCCACGUUUUGCCGAAGCAAAGUACGCCCCGGAACAGUUUCGCACCGGGUACGGCAAUGUGGUCACGUCCCAGGCUGCCUUUGUGCAGGCCAUCAACAACCGUUCCACCACCUGGAAGGCGGCCGUUAAUCCGAAACGCAACGACCAGUACCGUGCCGGUGUGCUGUCCGACGAGUCGAUGAAAUUCCAGCUGCCUCAAGGAUUCGUGCUGAAGCUGCACGAGGACCCGUUGCCGGCAUCGUUCGACGCGCGUCAAAAGUGGUCCUACUGUCCGAGCAUGAACAUGGUGCGCAGUCAGGGAUGUUGCGACUCAAGCUUUGCUGUGGCGGCCGUUUCAACCAUGACCGAUCGUUGGUGCGUCCAUUCGGAGGGCAAGGCUCAGUUCAACUUUGGUGCGUACGAUGUGCUCUCCUGUUGCCACCGGUGCGGAUUUGGCUGUGACGGAGGUGUGCCGAGUGCGGUGUGGAACUAUUGGGUAGAGAGUGGUAUUACCAGUGGUGGACCGUUCGGCUCGAACGAAGGCUGCCAAUCGUAUCCGUUCGAUGUUUGCAAGAAGGCGGGAGAUGCUGCCGAAGCGCCUCGGUGUCUGCGGGUCUGCCAGCCCGGGUACAACGUUACCUACGCAGAGGACAAACAUUACGGACGGGUGGCGUACAUGGUACCGAAGGACGAGGAACGCAUCAUGUACGAGGUGUUCAACUUUGGACCGGCUCAGGCCACCUUCACCAUGUACACGGACUUUGUGCAGUACCAUAGUGGUGUGUACCGGCAUACGCUCGGUCUACGCGUUGGUAUGCACUCGGUCAAGGUGAUGGGCUGGGGUGAGGAGAACAACGUCAAGUUCUGGCUGUGUGCAAACUCGUGGGGCGCUCAGUGGGGAGAGGGUGGAUUCUUCAAGAUUGUCCGUGGCGAGGAUCAUCUCGGUUUUGAAUCGAAUGUCGUCGCUGGUUUGCCGUUCUUCCGCUAAUGGGACUAACUUACUGCGAAAACACGAAAUAUAUUUACAGCAAAUGACUAUUUAAA